UUUUUUCUUCAUUUCAUUUAGUGCUUUAAAAGCGCAAUUUAUUAGGACCAACUUAGUGCCUUCUCGUCGAAGAAAGUUGGCAACAAACGAAAUAAAAGAAAAUAAAUAAACACGACUUAUGAAAACUUGAAAACUUAUGACUUCAAAAUAAUAGUUAUGGAAGAUGUCGAACUGGAUUCCUCGGAGCUUGGCACGCGGGAGUAUUGGCAGGAAGCGUACCGAACUGAGUUAGUUAAUUUUGAAAGGUACGGAGACACGGGUGACGUGUGGUUCGGUGAAGACAGCGCUCAUAGAGUGAUAGAUUGGAUAUGUAAAUGUGGAGCAUCUAAAGACACCGCCGUCAUUGAUUUAGGUUGCGGUAAUGGAUACACUUUGUUAGAACUGGCACGGCAGGGCUUCACAAAUCUUCUAGGAGUGGACUAUUGUCCGGAAGCUUUUGUCUUAGCAAAAAAAAUCUCCAAGGAAGAUUUUCCUAAUAUAAAAUACAAAAUAUUUGACAUAAUAAUGGGCGAUGUCACAGACUUAGGUAGCAAAUUUGGUAUAAUACAUGACAAGGGUACAUAUGACGCGAUCAGUUUAAGCCCAGUGGAGCCCAAACAGCAGAGAGAAAAGUAUAUCGACCAAGUGGCCAUGAUGAUGGAUGAUAAUGGAUUAUUCAUAAUAACAUCUUGCAAUUGGACAGAAGAAGAAUUAAUCAAGCAUUUCUCAGAGAGACUCAAGCUUAAAUAUGUAAUACCGUCCCCCAAGUUCAAAUUUGGCGGGAAAGAAGGCAGUGUUGUGUCAUCAGUUGUUUUUCAAAAGAAAUAAAUGU
Amyelois transitella is the source of this 811-nucleotide messenger RNA. Its product is annotated as EEF1A lysine methyltransferase 2. The coding region runs from base 157 to 807 and encodes 216 amino acids. The transcript is spliced from 5 exons. Gene Ontology annotation, cellular component: cytoplasm. NCBI's taxonomy places the organism in Eukaryota, Metazoa, Arthropoda, Insecta, Lepidoptera, Pyralidae. Gene Ontology annotation, molecular function: protein-lysine N-methyltransferase activity. Gene Ontology annotation, biological process: peptidyl-lysine monomethylation; peptidyl-lysine dimethylation. The record is from RefSeq and is a predicted model, not a curated record.